Messenger RNA from Andrographis paniculata, 1930 nucleotides. RefSeq lists its product as uncharacterized. The record is from RefSeq and is a predicted model, not a curated record. Lineage: Eukaryota; Viridiplantae; Streptophyta; Magnoliopsida; Lamiales; Acanthaceae. The transcript has 4 exons. The coding region runs from base 435 to 1619 and encodes 394 amino acids.
CCUUGCGAACAAUUCCUUGAUUUCCCAUGGCCCUCUUUCAUCGAACGCAAUCGCGUGAAUUCCACCCAAAAAAAUUUGUGUAGAUUUAAUCUUCAUACAAAGUUAGGUCGAAGGAUAAUCUCCAGAUCAUCACUAAUUUCUGCGAAUUGUUGUGGGACUCGUUGGCGAUUGUAGAUCCAAAAUAUUUGAAAUAUAUUUAAUUUAAGACGAUAUCACUCCAAGAUUAUAAGACUAUCUAAUUUGUUAUUUAUUGAUGAUCGAGACAAGUGGCAAACGAAUAUCCAGUGAAGUCAACUAAGGAUUCUCUAGUACUUCAUUUAGCUAAUCCGAUUCAUACAAGGUUAGAAUCUCUUGUUAUAGGAUUCGAAAGCUGCCGGUAAAAGGACAACACCUCUUUCCCUUUUUUAUACGUAAAAUAUUUCAGCCCCACAUAGAUGGCUAGUAGGAAACGAAGCCUAUCGAACGAUUCGGAUGUCUCUGCACUGAUCAAGGAAUGGGACGACACCUCGUGUCCCAUAUGCAUGGAUCAUCCACACAAUGCUGUCCUUUUGAUUUGCAGUUCUCAUAGCCAAGGCUGCCGCUCGUACAUCUGCGAUACGAGUUACCGGCAUUCGAAUUGCUUGGAUCGAUUCAAGAAACUGAAAGAAGAAAUUGCAGAUCCCUCAUCUCUGCCGCCUCCAAUUCCACCACCAGAAGCUCUUAAUGAUUCGAUCGACGUUUCGAAUGGCCCUGUUGACUUGGAAACUUGGAUUCAAGCUAGUGGUUUUCAAGUUGAUUUGACGGGAACUGAAUCUGCGGCGGAGAUGGGUGUGGGUGCGGCGGAAGGGUCCGGAAGCGGCGGGCAAGAUGUGAACUUUGAUUCGGGAGUGCAGGCGGCGGCGGCGAUAAUCGGAAGCGGUGAUCUUGGGGAUAAUAGCAUCGAGAAGUCGGAAGAUUGGUCAAAUCUGAGAUGCCCUUUAUGCCGCGGAACGGUUCUCGGCUGGAAAGUUGUGGAAGAUGCUAGAAAGUACCUGAACCUCAAGUCCCGAAGCUGUUCGCGCGACUCGUGCUUGUUUACGGGUAACUACAGGGAGCUGCGCCGCCAUGCUCGGCGGGUGCAUCCGACGGUGCGCCCGGCCGAUGUCGAUCCGUCGAGGCAAAGGGCGUGGCGCCGCCUCGAGGACCAAAGAGAGUACAACGAUAUUGUCAGUGCGAUCCAGUCGGCAAUGCCGGGUGCGGUUGUGCUCGGAGACUAUGUGAUCGAAAACGGAGACAGACUGAACGUAGAAAGGGAUCGUGGUGGCGGUGGCGGUGCUGGCCAAGGCGGGCGGUGGCUGAGCACGUUUUUCUUGUUUCACAUGAUCGGGUCGAUGGAUCCGGGAGCUGAGUUACGAGGCGCCAGGCCGAGAGUUUUGCCGAGGCACCGCCGAGCCGUCGGAGCACUUUCGAGGCGGCGGUAUUUGUGGGGGGAGAAUUUGCUGGGUCUUCAGAAUGACGACGAUGACGACGAGGAAGAUGACGACGAGGAGGAGAAUGAGCGGGAGGUGAAUGUUGUCGGCGAUUUGAACGAAGAUGGGUCUCCGAAUCGGAGACGGCGUCGGCGGCUGACGAGGUCGGAGGAGGAGGAGGAUCAGCAGUAGGGUGCCCUGAUGCAACUUGAGGCUGCAUUGUCCUGAUAGAUGUUGGAGGAAUGCAGCAGAAGAAAAUGUGGGAAGCAGGAAAUGAAAUAAAAAUAAUAAUGAUAUGAAUUAUGAAUUAAUGUACAGAUGUUUUAGGUAUGGAGAAUUUCUUCAUUUAAAACCUGCUUUUGGAUUUGGAUUUGGAUUGUUUUUUAUAUACUCUUGUGAACUAAUUUACAUGACAUGGUUGGUGUGCUGUGUGCUGUUGAUUUUAUUUGUUUGUAUUUUUAUAUAGGUUUAAUUGCACAAAAUUCACGUGUGGUUUCGUGAAA